AUGGCGGAGGAACUAGAAGUGUUGUGGAAGAAGCUAUCGUUUACGGAGGAAGAGGCUGAUGAUGUCGAGCUUGGGAGUGGCAGUACAAAGGUGGCAAUAGAAAGAGGGAGAUUUUGUGCCGUCUUGAAGGUGCUCACAAACAAAAGCGUCAGCCUAGACGCCCUGAGGAAGAACUUGAGGAUGAUGUGGAAACUAAAAAAGGAAAUGAAACUGUCUGAAAUAGAGGAGGAUCUGUUCUUGGUGGAAUUUGGAGAUGAGAAAGACAAAAGGAAAGUUAUCGAUAUGAGUCCGUGGAGUUAUGAGAAACAGUUAGUAAUAAUACAAGAGUUUGAGGCUGAACUUACCCCAAAGGAGAUAGAGUUGAAAUGGUCACCCUUUUGGGUCCAAAUGUUCAACUUGCCUUUGAAGUGUAGGACAAGGGAGACGGGGAUGGUAAUAGGCUCAAAACUUGGGGAGGUCUUGGAAGUGGAUGUCCCUGAUUUAGGAGUCCAUUGGGGAAAAUGCUUGAGGGUGAGAAUUCGAAUAGAUGUGACAAAACGUCUAUUGAGGGGUAAACGGUUUUCCAUAGAAGGUGGGGAGAGUCGGUGGGUCAACUUCAAAUACAAACAGCUUCCAAACAUUUGUUACAACUGUGGUUUGCUUAGUCAUAGUCUAAAGGAUUGCCAGGAUAGUUCAGCUAGUGUUAUAUAG
This is a messenger RNA of Quercus lobata, 690 nucleotides long. RefSeq lists its product as uncharacterized. The record is from RefSeq and is a predicted model, not a curated record. Bases 1 to 690 code for a protein of 229 amino acids. NCBI's taxonomy places the organism in Eukaryota, Viridiplantae, Streptophyta, Magnoliopsida, Fagales, Fagaceae. The transcript has a single exon.